Molecule: messenger RNA, 549 nt
Organism: Phytophthora sojae
Lineage: Eukaryota; Oomycota; Peronosporomycetes; Peronosporales; Peronosporaceae
Exons: 5
Coding region: 1-549 (182 amino acids)
Cellular component (GO): intracellular membrane-bounded organelle
Molecular function (GO): phosphatidylinositol binding
Source: RefSeq, a predicted model, not a curated record
AUGUCUUCGAGCUCGACUGCAUCGCCCCAGAUGCAGCCGCGGCAACGGCCGAGCAGUGGCACGAGCCUGCAGGGCGACUUCCGCGUUGAGGUGUUAGGCAGCCAAGAGUCGCUGGACUUGGACUGCGGCAAGUUCUACACGGAAUACAUUCUGCGCUGCUCGUGGAUUGAGCGCAAUGGGACGCCAGAGAUUUGGGACGUCGUGCGGCGCUAUCGCGAGUUCUGUGCGAUCGACAUACUGCUACGCGAGAAAUAUCCGUCUCGAGCGCCCAUGUUUCCAUUCCUGCCGAGCAAGAAGUACAUCGGCUCGUCCCUCUCGGCCGAUUUUGUGGACAAACGGCAGCGCGACCUCGGCUACUACAUGAUGUCGAUUCUGCACAGCUGCCCGCUGCUCGUGCAGGACGAGAUCAUCGACUCGUUCCUGGACAUCAAGCGGCACAUUCUGGAGCGCGCUCGCGAGGAAAGCCUGGAGCAGCGCUCCAACUCGACUCCCACGCACGCUGGCACGAGCAGCAACGGCGGCAUCAGCCCCCUGCGACUGCAACUAUAA